Aspergillus glaucus CBS 516.65 is the source of this 852-nucleotide messenger RNA. RefSeq lists its product as uncharacterized. Gene Ontology annotation, biological process: transmembrane transport; carbohydrate transport. Gene Ontology annotation, cellular component: membrane. NCBI's taxonomy places the organism in Eukaryota, Fungi, Ascomycota, Eurotiomycetes, Eurotiales, Aspergillaceae. The record is from RefSeq and is a predicted model, not a curated record. The transcript has 2 exons. The annotation marks the transcript as partial. Gene Ontology annotation, molecular function: carbohydrate:proton symporter activity.
GGGGGCUCCGUGCAUGUUGCAAUAUUCCUCAUUAGACGACUUUUCAACGGCAUCGGGGUGAGAUUUAUGCUGCUGUUUGUGCCACUGUACUAUUGCGAGAUUGUGCCUACUGAGGCGCGUGGGAAGAUGGUUGCAAACCAUGGGUUCUUAAUUGUGUCGGGACAUAUGGAUGGAACUAAGAUCCUGGCUCUUGCAGCCUGGGCAGUUUACGGCUGCUACUUUUCCGCAAAUGAGGCGUUCCAAUGGCGAUUUGAAUUUUCUGCGCAAGCAAUCCCGCCUCUAUUUCCUCUGCUCAGCAUGCCAUGGCUUGCCAAGUCGCCGUGGUGUCUUAUGGAGAGGGGUUAUCACGAAGACGUGCUGGCUGUGUUGGAACAACUCCAUAAUGAACGAGCAGGCUUCACCGCACAUGAGGAAUUCAACCAAAUGGCCCAGCAAAUGGCCGUCUACAAAGAGUUGCAGAGAAAGAUAGAAAGGUUUCUGCUCCUUACCGUCCCAUUAUACCGGAAGCAUCUUCUGUUCGGCUGUCUUACAGAAUUUCUCGGCCAAUCUACGGACGUGCUCAUCGUCAAUAACUACCAAGUCAUGCUGUAUAAUGGCUGGGGCUCGACAACUCCACCCCCCAUCCUCCUAUACGCCUGCUAUCUCGGCUGGACUGUGUUUAUGAACCGCUUCUCCGCGAUAAUGGUCGACCGCAUUGGACGCACAAAAGUCCUAGUUUUGGGCCUCAUCGGUUGCUCCAUGGCCAUGGCCGCCAAAUUCUCCGGAACAUCCAACCAAAUCGGCAACAGCUUCGGCGUCUUCUUUUUUUUUUUUUUUUUCCCCUUUACGUCACCGUAUACGGCUUCUGCCUAG